Nasonia vitripennis (jewel wasp) is the source of this 3631-nucleotide messenger RNA. RefSeq lists its product as uncharacterized. The record is from RefSeq and is a predicted model, not a curated record. The transcript has 2 exons. Bases 109 to 1287 code for a protein of 392 amino acids. Lineage: Eukaryota; Metazoa; Arthropoda; Insecta; Hymenoptera; Pteromalidae.
AUUCGGGCAGCUUUUAACAAAAAUGCAUGUGAUUCUCUCGCAUUUGAUAAAUGUGGUUUUAUCAACAACUAUCCAAUAAAAUUGGUCGCAUUCCUGAAUUCCGCCCUGAUGUCAACGAUUAACGGUCCGACGACUUCAAAUUUAAGUAUAAAUAACUUUAAGGGAAUAGAUGCUGACAUCGCUCGAAUAAUUUGGUCUAAACUUGGCACAAGCCCAAAGGUCAGCAUGAGCGAGCAGGGAUAUAUUGAUGAGCAAGGCAAACCUCAUGGGGCUUUAGUCCAUCUCGUGUUUAACCAAUGUGACAUGGGCAUGAAUCAAUUGUUCUUUCGAGAUUUCUGGCGAUUGGAGACUUAUCCACAUGGUUACGCAAAGAUAUUCGCAUUAAGUCGAGAAUUGAACUACGAGUCAACUGUCGCUUCAUUACCAAAAAUCCUUGAAACCUAUGUCAUAUCUACUUUAGUUGUAAUAUGCAUGUUAGUUACCUUGUAUUUGAAAUAUCUUUUAAAAAUUGAUAUUGCUUCAGCAUCAUUCAAGACCUUAAAGAUGUUAUUAGGCAUGGGCAUAGGAAAAAUCCCGCGUGGUACUAUGAACAGAAUUAAUUUUACAUUUUUAUUUUUAUUUAUGUUUAGUAUGAACAUUUAUCUUCAAAGUAUGCUCACAUCUUCUCUGGCAGCGCCCGAAAAUAAGUUCUACAUCGACGAUAAAGAAGAUUUAGAAGCAGUUAUACCUGACAAGUAUACAAUUUCUGGACCAGCUUACAUCAAAGAAUUUCUUGACAACAAAACUAUAGCGCCACACUUAAUUAGUUCUUCAUUCCAAGAUUGCAUUUCAAAAAUACAUAUAAAUUCAAAUUAUGUUUGUUUGGCUGAUAGUGUGUUGAUUAGUGAUCAAGCUAAAUCGCACAAGAAUAUACAUAUUUCUAGAGUUGGCAUAGAAAACGUACAACUGACUUUUGUUACAAGAGAAGACUGGCCAUUACGUAAAAGAAUCAAUGAGCUGAUGCAAAGGCUUAGGGAAACUGGAAUCAUGACGAACAUGAUGAUAAAAGAGCAGAUAAAAUCGCAUUUUACUUUGUAUGUACAAACACAGGAUUAUAAUUCUACAGACUCCAAUUUAAAAAGACUGACACUUGAAUCUUUAAAAUUUGACUUGUACAUACUUGCGAUUGGAAAUUAUUUAAGUCUUGUGUUGUUAAUUAUUGAGAAGACCCUCAGUAAACUAUACCAUAAGAAAAGAAUUGACAAUUUGAAAAUAUUUCGGCAAACUAAUGCAGUAGCAAAUCACUAAUAAAAAAUCCAUCAUGAGUAUUUUAACAAAUAAAUUCGACGGCCCUUUUGAUAUGAGAUUAAAAAAUACUCGAGUUGAACUAUUGAAAAUUUUACUUAAACCUACGUUGUAACAACGCUUGGAACUUGGGAAUGCGCCACAUAAACUAAUAGAACGCCUUUUCCAAUCUAAAAAAAUAACUAGUUCACAACAUUUACAGUACAACAUUCAGGUAUCAAAUUUUACGUUUGCUGUGUGUAUAGGAAAAUCAAUAAAAUAUAUAGAUCGCACGAACUAGAACUAAAUGUACUCUUAGAAAGUAUCCAUAGAUCUCCGUCAAUGCUGGUAUAACAAAUAAUCUAAUUUUUCUAAAAAACAGGAGCAUAAUACAAUAAUUUAAUAUCAAAAGAUUAGCAAACGAGUUUGAUACUAUUUAUAUUAAUGGCAAAACUUCAAAUUCAAGUUAUUAUUUCCAAGAUUAUAUCAGUAAUUAUUAUCUAUUUACAGAUUGUCGUUUCCUAAGAAAUUAUCCGUAAAAGGUUUAUAAUUACUGGGCAUUUACAACUCUAUAAAAUAUAUGGAUUGUGUUAAAAGGUGAAACGUACUUUUGUAACAAGUUGACAGUAGACGAAAAAAUCUUCUGAUUGAAACCACAAGCUUACAAGUUUUUGUAACUUGAGUAAUGCUGACUAAAUUAACUUGUUUAAUAAUUAUUUUACUGUUUGGAAUAACUAUCAUGAAUGCACAAAUUAAUAAAAUUCUUGAAAGCAUUAGUGAUAAAUCUUAUAAAAAUGAAAUGGCAGGGAACAUUGUGAGUAAAAACAAAAUUACUAUGACAAUAAUAUUUCAUCCAGAUUAACUUUUCAGAUGCAACUCGUCAAUACUUGUUAUACGGAAGCCCUAGACAUGGUAGUCUUUGCAGGAACGUUUCACAAGUUUGAAAUUUGGCGCACUAAUUUCUCUCUGUUGUUAACAAUGUAUAACGGUAGGACUUGACGAAUCAACGAUUUUUAAGCGCCACAAGCGUUUAGAAAAAGUUUAUAAGCUAGAUGAAAAUGUCGUAUCCAAAUUGCGUUAUCCAUCUAAACUUUUCAUAGUUUCAUCGUCAUCUCAAUAUAACUUGUCUAUUUUGCUGAAUAGAUUGAAGCAAUCUAUUCUAUGGAAUUCGAGGGCUGUAUUUUCUCUGGUUGGCGAAAAUUUUGAAACAAAAUGCUCGAACGCUUUUAUCGAAUUGACGGAAGCUUGGAAAUUAAAUAUUCUGUAUGCUUUUUACAUUUGCUCUGAUGAAAAUGAAAUGCAUCUUUAUACCUGCAAUCCAUUUAAGCAAGUGGAUCCUAAUUCAUGGGAAAUAUCCGAGGCCAUAAAUGUAAAUUACAAGAACACAAGCGAUUCCUUGGCCAUCUUCAAGUACUCGUGCCCAGUCCUCCUGAGUCCCAGUAGCUCCUGUCCAGAAUCAGCCAGGUUAUACAAAAUUUAAGAGAAAACCUAUUUUUCGACGAUAAAUAUUUUUAUUACGGCGAGGGUUUUUUCAAGGAGAGAAAACAAGAUGAAAUGAAAAUGAACAACGAUGUGGGAUUUCAGAGGAAGCCUUUGUCACCGAAAAAGCUGAUUCACAGUUUCUACCUCUAUCGUUUUGGAGUUGCUGCGGGUUUGGCAGCUUUUUUGGCUGAGUUUUUCGUGAAUAUUUGUUUUCGGAUACGCAACAAGAUCAAGAGACGUUAUCGUCUCCAGUUUUUGCAGUGAUUUGAAUAUACAAAGGAUUCCAAAUAAGAGUGUUUUGAUUGAUAGUUUGAAGAAAAUGUAUACGCUCACAAUGUACAUGUGUUUCAAUAAAGAGGUUUGCCAUUCAAAUAAAAAAAUUCAUUAUUUUAAAAUCUCAUUUUAUUUUUUAGUAAACCUGCUAUCGAUCCAGUUUUAAAUAAUAUACAAAUCCUUUCUUAAAAUAAUAACCAUAUAUAUAUACACAAUCACGUAAGAGUAAUUCCUUACUUGAUUGAACGUUCAUUCCGUGAAUAAAUAUUUUCAUAACAUCGAUUCAGAAUAAAAACCUAAUGCUCGAAAUGUGUAUUGUAAACGAAAAAAAUAUUGUUAAUUUGACCAUGAACCUGUAUCGAUUAAAAUAACCAAUCUUGUACGAAAUUUAUAAACGCGUUAUCUAAUAUUUGUUCAGAGUUAAUAUUGAGUAAAAGCCGAUGCUCUAAACUUUAAAUUACUACUAAUUAAAUUGACAGUUUAUGUGUAUUUUAUACUCGGGAUGAAAUCUGCGUUAUUUUUCAUAGAUUAAUUAAAAAAUAUAAAUACGUUAUAUAAUGAAUUCAAUAUUAUAAUAGUUUUAUGCCAACUAAAAGAAAAGAUUUACUAAAAA